CCCCAACCUAACAAGAUGCCUUUCAACACAGCCUUGACACGAAAGCUCGGUAUUCGAGUGCCCGUCGUACAGGGGGGUAUGCAAUGGGUUGGAUACGCUGAGCUGGCCUCAGCUGUCAGCAACGCAGGCGGACUUGGACUUCUCACAGCCCUCACCCAACCAACCCCCGAAGACCUCCGCAAAGAAAUCCGCAGAUGUCGGACCAUGACCAAAUACCCCUUCGGAGUGAACCUGACCCUCCUUCCCGCCAUCGUUCCCCCCGACUAUGCCGCCUACGCCCAAGUCAUCAUCGACGAAGGUGUCAAGAUCGUCGAGACCGCCGGUAACAACCCAGGCCCCGUCAUCACCCAGCUGAAGAAGGCUGGCACCAUUAUCCUGCACAAGUGCACAACAAUCCGCCAUGCAAAGUCCGCCGUCAAGCUCGGCGUGGACUUCCUUUCCAUCGAUGGCUUUGAGUGUGCCGGCCACGUCGGUGAGCACGAUAUCACCAACUUCAUCCUUUUGAGCCGUGCUCGUCAGGAACUCGGCAUUCCGUUCAUCGCCUCGGGUGGAUUUGCCGAUGGCCAGGGUCUUGCUGCUGCCCUGGCUCUUGGUGCCGAGGGUAUCAACAUGGGUACUCGCUUUAUGAGCACUGUUGAAGCUCCCAUCCACCAGAAGGUUAAGGAGGCUAUUGUCGCGGCACAGGAAACUGAUACUGCGCUUGUCCUGCGUCGGUGGAAGAACACCUCCCGUCUUUUCGCUAAUAAGGUGGCUAAGGAUGCAUUGAAGGUGGAGCAGGAGACCAAGACUGGCGAAUUCAGUGAGGUCCAACCCUAUGUUAGCGGCCAGCGGGGCCGUCAGGUCUUCAUCAAUGGUGACGUUGAUUUCGGCGUGUGGACUGCCGGUCAGGUUAUCGGCUUGAUCCAUGACAUCCCGACUUGCGAGGUCCUGCUCACUCGGAUUGAGAAGGAGGCCCUAGAGGCCAUGGCCCGGACCAGAUCUUUGUUUACCGAUGCCCCCUCCAGCAAGCUUUGAAGGGUUUUAUGUUACAGAUGUGUAUUUAGCUUCAUAUUGUUUGGAAAGAUCCAAU
This is a messenger RNA of Penicillium crustosum, 1069 nucleotides long. Its product is annotated as NAD(P)H-dependent flavin oxidoreductase. Gene Ontology annotation, molecular function: nitronate monooxygenase activity. The coding region runs from base 16 to 1014 and encodes 332 amino acids. Lineage: Eukaryota; Fungi; Ascomycota; Eurotiomycetes; Eurotiales; Aspergillaceae. The transcript is spliced from 4 exons. The record is from RefSeq and is a predicted model, not a curated record.